Metarhizium acridum CQMa 102 is the source of this 2367-nucleotide messenger RNA. NCBI's taxonomy places the organism in Eukaryota, Fungi, Ascomycota, Sordariomycetes, Hypocreales, Clavicipitaceae. The record is from RefSeq and is a predicted model, not a curated record.
AUGCAUCAGGCGAGCCGUUUCCAUUUGUCAAAUUCUGUCUGCUUUCCAUUUACGCGUUCUCGGGGACGCAAUAGCGCGUCGGAGUCUAGCGGUUGCCGAGGCUUUGCGAGCAAUGCUUCAUCAAAUCGUUCGCCGGCCCUGGGGGAUUGGCUGUGCGUCUCAGACGAAGUUGCCGACGCUGUGGCCAAGAAUAAGCCUCUGGUGGCUCUGGAAUCCACCAUUUACACGCAUGGCGCGCUGUCAAAAGACCUUCCCUUGGAACAUGAGGAUCUUGUUCGGAGUCUCGGUGGUAUACCGGCAAUCAUUGCCAUUGUGGAUGGGUUGCCGACAGUAGGUGUGUCGGGCAAGGAGAUGAUGCGCAUCGUUGAGAGAGGAAACGCUGCCAAAGUUUCACGCCGGGAUAUCUCAUACCUCGUCGGCAUGGUUGUGCAGGGUGUUGCUGGUCGCAGAAUGCAUGGUGGAACUACCAUCUCGGGGACCAUGUUGCUCGCAAGACUAGCUGGUAUCAGGGUCUUCGGCACCGGCGGCCUUGGUGGUGUUCACAGAGGAGGUCAAGAUUCAAUGGAUAUUUCCGCAGACCUCACCGAGUUAGGACGUACACGCAUGGCUGUCAUUAGCAGCGGCUGCAAGGGAUUUCUGGAUAUUCCCAGAACAUUGGAAUAUCUAGAGACGCAGGGCUGUGUUGUUUCAACAUUUGCUGACGGCCGAGAAGGAAAAGUCGAUUUCCCUGCUUUCUGGGCCAGAGAUAGCGGCGUCAAGAGCCCGUCGGUCGUCAACACCGAGAAGGAAGCAGCAUCAAUGAUACUGGCACAGGAGCGACUUGGAAUCGAGUCGGGCCUCAUGUUUGCCAAUCCAAUUCCCGAGAAAUUUGCCGUACCCUCAGACGAAAUGCACGCGGCCAUCGAGCAGGCGGUGUCGGAAGCCAAUGAGAAACGCUUUACUGGAAGUGCCAACACGCCAUAUAUCCUGCAAAGACUCCGGGAGUUGUGUGGGGAGAGGGUUGUUUCGGCAAACAGGAAUUUGGCCACAGCAAAUAUUACACGAGCCACUAAUAUUUCUGUUGAGUUGUCGCGGUUGCUGGCGAAUGAGCCUCGGCCGGCGACAAGUUCCAAAGAUACAUUCAUGCCCCCACCGAGCCCAGUCUUUCUUAAAGCGCAAGAAACAACCAAUAGCAAGACUGACGUUCUUGUUGCUGGAGGCGUGGCCGUUGACCUAAGCUGUGAUUUCACCGGUUCCAAAUCUGGAGAUGCUUCGCCACAGGCGCAUACCUCUAAUCCCGCCUCCAUCACUCAGUCAAUUGGUGGCGUUGGCCACAACGUAGCUUUGGCUGCGCAUUUGGCGAGUAGCAAGACGAAGGUAGGCUUCUACAGUAUGGUUGCUGACGAUAUGGCCGGCUCGACAGUUAUUUCUUCUCUACGUCAAUCUGGACUGGACACCGCACAUGUCAAGAGGCUUCAAAGCACAAAACACGCUGGCAGCAGAACGGCUCAAUAUGUCGCCAUCAACGAUGCAAACCGGAAUCUUGUCAUGGCCAUGGCUGACAUGGGCAUCUUCACUCAAUACUCUUUCCCCGAGGAAUGGCGGUCAACGGUGAAGGUAACUUCACCAAGAUGGCUGGUAGUUGACGGUAACUGGAAUGCCAGCAGCGUCAGAGAAUGGGUCAGCAUAGGCAAAGACCACAACGCGAAAGUUGCAUUUGAGCCAGUGUCCGUUGCCAAAUCAAAAAGUCUAUUUACAAACCAGCGCGGCAUUCCCAAGCUCGACAUCUUUCCCCAUGCCAGCGUCGACAUGGCGUCCCCAAACACAUAUGAGCUGGCAAGCAUGUACGAAAUUGCAAAGGAGAACGGUUACCUCGACUCCCAAGAUUGGUUCAAGGUCAUUGACGCUUUUGGAAUGACGGGAGCCAGAGACCGCUUCGUAAGGCUCACAUCCGCAGACUUGACUGACGCAGGAGUUCCGGUGCAAUGCGUCAAUCUGCUACCUUAUAUACCCACUUUACUGACAAAACUUGGACCGAAUGGCGUCUUGUUGACAAGUAUUCUCGGUCGAGAUGACCCGCGUCUUCGAGACAGAGAUGCAGAAGAGUACAUACUGGCAAGGGCGUCACCAAACCACCCUACCGUGGGUGGAAUUUACAUGCGACUUUUCCCACCUGCGGAAAAAGUCGAGAACAUUGUGUCAGUCAAUGGGGCUGGAGAUACAUUUUUGGGCGUUCUUGUUUCCGGAUUGGCGCAGGGCGGGAGUGUGGAUAAGUUGAUUGAUGUGGCUCAGAUGGGAGCUGUGUUGACAUUGAAGAGUACGCAGUCCGUCAGUCCAAAAUUGAGGACAUUGGAGGAUAAGCUCGCAAAAGCUGUGUCAUUAAGAUAA